Molecule: messenger RNA, 564 nt
Organism: Physcomitrium patens
Lineage: Eukaryota; Viridiplantae; Streptophyta; Bryopsida; Funariales; Funariaceae
Source: RefSeq, a predicted model, not a curated record
ACCUAGCGUCGAUGUGAUGGUCGACUUGGGUAACCCCUUGUUGAACCGUGUUGUGGAUGGGUUCAUCAAGGUUGGAGGGAUCGGUGCUUUGCAUGCCGCUGCUCAAGAUUCUUACCGACUCACGCUGCAAGAGGAGACAAGCCAGAGGUCUUUGGAGAAGACUGCCCGACGGUUGGGCAAGGAGGCUUUGCAGUGGGGUCUGGCUGCCGGAGUUUACACCGGCGUGACGUACAGCAUGCAGGAGGCUCGUGGCAUUUCCGACUGGAGAAACCCACUGGUGGGGGGAGCCAUCACUGGAGCUGCAUUGUCGCUGACCGAGACCGACCCCCGCUUGGAUCGUGUGGUUCAAUCCGCUGUCACUGGUAGUGCCAUUGCCAGCGCUGCGGAGUUCUUGCGCAAUCUCACUAGUUAGGGAAUGCAAGGUCGACAUGUUAAAGUAAAUUGUCUGUAAAUUUGCGUGAUGCCGCCGCAGCUACUGUCGUUGUAAAACGACUGUCAAUGUAAUUUGUGCCUAACUACUGGCGUUCUUGUGAAAUGUUCAACACCUAUCUCAUUUUUGUCUCC